Exophiala xenobiotica is the source of this 1602-nucleotide messenger RNA. RefSeq lists its product as uncharacterized. Gene Ontology annotation, cellular component: membrane. Gene Ontology annotation, molecular function: carbohydrate:proton symporter activity. Gene Ontology annotation, biological process: transmembrane transport; carbohydrate transport. Lineage: Eukaryota; Fungi; Ascomycota; Eurotiomycetes; Chaetothyriales; Herpotrichiellaceae. The transcript has 4 exons. Bases 1 to 1602 code for a protein of 533 amino acids. The record is from RefSeq and is a predicted model, not a curated record.
AUGGGUCGGCAAAUCUUCCUGGGCCUCAGAGGCAAGAGGCUAAAUGCCCUUGUCGUUUUUGUUGCUGGCGCAGAAUUUCUACUCUUUGGGUACGAUCAGGGAGUUAUGGGAGGACUUCUGACUCUGCCGUCAUUUACCAAAGUGUUCCCCGAGAUAUGCACUACCCAUGCCUGCGAAACUGGCAUGUCGAACGCCGGGAAGAGUCACCAGUCGACCAUUCAAGGUGUAGCCAUCUCUUCUUACAACCUUGGCUGCUUCACCGGUGCUCUCCUCGCCAUGAAAAUGGGCAACAUGCUCGGUCGAAGACGAUCCAUAUUCGUUGGAUGCUUGCUAGUCUCGGUUGGCGCUGUGCUCCAAUUCUCGGCAUUUGGCCUCGCUCAAUUCAUCGUCGGCCGCGUGGUCUGCGGUAUGGGCACUGGAAUCAACACGUCGACUGUGCCAGUCUGGCAGGCAGAAUGCACAAAGCCCCAUCAACGAGGACCCAUCCUUGCCUUGGAGACGUCAAUGGUCAUAGCUGGCGUCAUGAUCAGUUACUGGAUUGACUUCGGCUUCUCGUACCUGGAGCCAAGCUCGGUAGCAUGGAGAUUCCCAAUCGCCUUCCAACUGGUGUUCUCCUUCUUCGUUCUGGCAAUGAUACUUUUACUGCCCGAAUCGCCCCGUUGGCUAAUCUUGAAAGAUCGACCGGAUGAUGCGGUCCAGGUGAUAAGCGCGCUGUACGACUUACCAGCCAGCGAUCCUCUUGUGGCUGAUCAGCUACGCGCAAUUCAUGCCAUUCAUCAUGCCGACGCACAGACAGGAAUGAAGGACAUGUUCCGACAGGGACCCCUGAAGAACCGCACCCGGACGUUACUGGCUAUGAGUGUUCAGAUCAUAAGUCAGGUGUCCGGCAUCAAUAUCAUCACCUAUUACGCCGCCACGAUCUACCAAAAUGAGAUCGGCUUGACCCCUCUGGUGUCGAGGAUCUUAGCCGCAGGCAACGGCACACAAUACUUUGUUGCUUCGUUGUUCUCGAUCCCACUGGUCAGAUACAUGAAUCGCAGGCCGCUUCUGAUGCUGUGCUGUACUGGCCAAGGGUGCACGAUGGUACUGUUGGCGAUCAUGACGAGUAUUGGUGGUACUGGCCCGGGUAUCGCUGCAGCUGCAUUCUUGUUCGUCUUCAACACCUUUUUUGGCAUCGGUUCCGCGCAGCUAUCGUGGACAUAUCCUGCUGAGAUCACUCCCCUUGCUACCCGCACUCAAGCCAAUGGACUGUCAACAGCAUCGAAUUGGAUUUUCAAUUUCAUGGUCGUCAUGAUUACCCCCAUCGCCUUCAAUAACAUCGGGUGGCGAACCUAUAUCAUUUUCGCCGUUCUCAACUUGGCAGCGGUUCCAGUCAUAUUUUUGCUGUACCCAGAAACACGAGGCCGUUCCCUCGAGGAGAUCGACCUCAUAUUUCGCAGCUCGGCUACUCUGCGCCAAGCAGUCCAGGCAUCCUUCACCACAGAAAGACACUACGACCAGAAAGGCCAUAUGAUGAAGAGCCUAGCUCAAGACGUUGAAGAAGUCUACAUCAUGAAGAAAGCGGAACCAGAAGUUCAGCAUCAUGAUCAUAUCGCCAGCUGA